Molecule: messenger RNA, 4423 nt
Organism: Sycon ciliatum
Lineage: Eukaryota; Metazoa; Porifera; Calcarea; Leucosolenida; Sycettidae
Product: adhesion G protein-coupled receptor L3-like
Exons: 18
Coding region: 343-3795 (1150 amino acids)
Biological process (GO): cell surface receptor signaling pathway; adenylate cyclase-activating G protein-coupled receptor signaling pathway
Cellular component (GO): plasma membrane
Molecular function (GO): G protein-coupled receptor activity; protein binding
Source: RefSeq, a predicted model, not a curated record
UAGUACUGUACUAUCUUGUAUCCACACUGCUGUACGUGUGCCAGCUAAGCCACGCAGUACGUGUAGACACAGGUGCCAUAAGUGUCUUUGAAGGUCUUCGACAACAGUUUUUUUCUCUUUACUCUGAACUGAAGACUCGUUAGCGCCUCAGGGAGACCUGUGCAUAACAGGUCAUUGCGCCUCGCAGCGCGGGACGAGUCUGCCAGUGAACACACUAGUUCUUGGAGGAGAUCUUCCUUUCGUCUCGCGAGUUUUUAGUGCGCUGUCUCCAGUGUUGUUCGAGUCAAGACCCAAGGAGACAAAACUAACGGUCAGCCUAAGCCAAACACGUUUUCCAGAAUCAUGGUGUAUGGAUUGUUGGCCAUGCUGCUGUUUGCGUCAACUGCUCUAAGUGGGUGCGGUGCUAGCUGUGUCCCCCGCGACUGUCGCCUUGGAACACACGAACUUGAUUGCAGGCUGGCAAACUUAACCGAAAUACCACAGCUACAAGUUGGUUGUCGAUCACACAGAUUAACUAUUCUGAAUUUGUCUAAUAAUUCGAUCACGCAAAUAUCAAGCAAAAUCCUUGCAACAUAUCGAAACGUCAACUACUUGCACUUGACGAACAAUGCAAUUUCAAGGAUUACCAGCGAUUCGUUGGGUUUCCUACCCAGACUGACACAGUUAUAUCUUGACCAUAACAAAAUUGUCUAUGUGCACGAGGCGGCGUUUUCAAACCUCACCAACCUACGCGCACUAAAUCUAAAUGGCAACUUCAUUUCCCAUCUACCAGCCAUGACAUUCGCACUUGCACCUCGGCUCGUCAAAGUGUUCAUCGAAGAAAAUCCCCUUGAACUUGGACAAGGUCUGUGCUGGAUCCUACCGCCUUCAUCUGCCUUUCCUUCGUUUGACAAACGGGUGGUCCACUACCUUGAAAACAGCACCUGUCACGUGGGAAAGAGGGAUUGUUACAGUGUCGGUGGACACGGCUACGCUUGCAUGGAUUACUCGCCUGCAAUCUACACCAACAUUGUCGUACUCUGCGAGAGGUGGUCAUGCCGACGCAAUCUCAAGUCCCUCUGCGGACAGUACCGUCUGAAAAAGUGCCAAUGCCAGGGUCAAGCUGAACAGCCCUACAUUGGAAUAUCACCCUGCUCGCGCAAUGCUAGCACUUUGAGUAGUACAAUCUCCGCAGCUGCCGCCAAUCGACUUAGUAGCACAUUUGCAGCCUCCGGAACUUGCUAUGAACCCACACUCAUUACUGUUAACUCGUCAGGAGCGUUUUGCCCCGUGAUAAUACCACCUGUGUUCGUCCCUAGUUGCCUUGACGACAUGACGUCACACUUGUUCGGUGAUCUUAUGUGGAAUACCACUAGCGGUAAUGAGACGGUAACUCAGCCUUGUCCGCUCUCCGUCCUGGCUCUUUCCAGUGGUACUGUCACGGCCGACUCGAUAGAGAACUAUUCGGCAGAGCCGCUAGGGAUCUCUCGCCACUGUACUCGAUUGGAUGAUACGACCAGUGAAUGGGCCCCGGCUGACGCACAGCAGGUUGCAGAGUGUAUCGCAUUGCUAGAAAUAAGCGUGGAGCUUCUCUUGCAGAUUGAUCUGAUGCAAUUGAGCGAAGGCGAGUUGAUGCUCGCCACGUCGGCACUGCAAGGCUUGACUGGAGAAGCCGACAAGCUGACACCAAACCUCUUGACAGAUGUAUCCACAGUAGUAAAGGGUGUUGUGAACGUUGCCAGUCCCACAGAAGCGGCUGUAGCAGAUACGUCAAACACGACCAACGCAACUAAACCAAGUGAUACGACUGGUGUGGCGUUCACCACGCUUUUGAAGUUGUCCACUGACUUGGUAUCGACAGUUGGCAAUAUUCUCAGUGUUCCACCAGAAAACGUCAAGGCACAAACUGGACAAGAGUUUGUUCACUCAUUAGAACGUCUCGGUUCUACAUUGGCAAGGUCCAGCAACUUCAGCACACAUAUGGACAGUAUUACGUUGCAUGGAGACAACAUUGAUCUUGUGGCGACGUCAGCACCAGUGGAUACAUUGUCUGGCGUGCAUUUCUCUGCCGGGAAUCCAAGUGUUGAAUCCUCAGACCAUGAAUCAGGCAUUGCAAUUGACUUACCGCGUGAAGCUUUCCAACAAGGAAAUGCCACAGACAAUGAUAUCGGGAACACCAGUGCCACCCCAACAAUAUAUUUUAUCGUGUAUCGAGUCAGUACGCUAUUCAAAGAUGCCAGUAUCCAUCCUGACAUCAACCUCAGCUGGGUGAUUGCCUCUGAAGUUGUGGGUGCUGAUGAGCCUGUCGAGAAUCUGUCAGCGCCUGUCAAUGUGUCCUUUCGCAUUCCGUCGGAUAUGUGGCAUGCAGACCUGGAAACGCUGAACGCCUCCUGCGUGUACUGGGACUUUGAUAAACCGCCGUCUGGAGGUUGGAGCGAAGAUGGAUGUAUUCUCUCAGGCAUUGACAACAGUACGUCUACUGUUCUCUGUCACUGCUAUCACCUGACCAGCUUUGCAGUUCUCCUGUCCACUAGAGUUGUGAUAGACCAGUCGUCUCCAGCCCCGCUCGCACAGAGAGUGCUCAGCAUCGUCUCCUACACCGGCUGCACACUGUCUGCACUCUGUCUGCUAGUUACCAUGGUGACCAUAGUGGCUGUUAGAUCAAUGCGUCGCAACAGUCACUUUCAGCUGGUCUUCACCAUGGCAGUUAUGCUGUUCUUGGCGUUAGUCGUGUUUGUCACGGCCAUCAGACGAACAUCCGACAAGAUACUUUGCCAAACAAUAGCGGUGGCCAUACACUUCUUUCUGCUGUCCACACUGUCGUGGUCAUCGGCUGACGCCACACUCCUCUAUUAUCAGCUGGUGAAGGUGGUCGGUGCUGAUAAGGUCAAGCUGAUGAAGAAACUGAGAAUCGCUGCAGCAGCUGUUCCUCUGACCAUAGUGGCGUUAACAUGCGGCAUAACACAGAUGCAGGCCUAUGGCAAUGAUCACUUCUGCUGGAUAAAUAACUUACCUGUGUUGGACGCAUCGUUUGUUGCACCCACCGGCUUGUCACUCAUCUACAACUCAGUCGUGCUCGUGGCUGUCGUGCGCUCUAUCCGGAACAGCGCUAAACAAAAGAGCGUGAACUCACAAGGUCCGCGUUCGCGAGCUCUGCGAAUGCUGCGCUCGGUCGUGGCAAUGUCAGUCCUCUUCGGAAUGACAUGGGGGCUUGGUAUAUUUGUGACCUUCUACGACACACUGGUGUUGCAGUAUUUGUUCGCCAUUUUCAAUACACUCCAGGGAGUCUUCAUCUUUCUGCAUAUCUUCCGCGAUGUCAAGGUACGCAAGGCGUGGAUGACCGUUGGAACUAACAUAAGCUCGCGCAUCUCUUCCGGUGUGACCCAGCUACGUCGAAGCAGCACCGACCCUACGUCGUCGAUGGUUUUCACCAGCAGCAGUACACACUACAGACAACCCACCGGCAACAUGGCAGUUUCCAGCCAGUCACGUGGGCCACCACCACGCAAUACUGCCAAUACUGGCAAUAGCACUGAAAAGCGGGGCAGCCAGGCUUCCACUCCGUCCAGUGCUGAUGCCAAGCGACGCAGUUACGCACGUCAGCACAUCCAAUCUACAAACUCCAAUGCAAGCGAGAGCAGCGUAUUCCCAACAGGUUAUAGCGAGGACCAAAGGCGUAGUUUAGGCUGUUCGCAAUCCCACUGCAACUGGGAUAACAUGCCAGAGUCGUGUUUCAGUUCCAGCACGUUUCUACCGGGACAUGUGGAGAGACGAAGCUCCUGCGAACCGCAGUAUCAGACAUCAGUGGACGAGUAGCAGCAUCAACAUCACUAGUUCAACUGGGUCAGGCAUGAUAUUGCAUGGCAACAACAUAGGCAUCGCCAGUGACACAAGAAACAAUAUUCUAUUAAUAAUAUCCUUUGAGCUAUCCUUUGACUUUGUACAAUUAUUACUAAACCGGGAGCAUUCCAGCAUUUUCUGUUCCAGCACAUGAUGUGCAAUCUUGUGCUGAUGUCCACUAAUGGUGUGAUAGUACAUGUGUAGCUGUAAGAUGCAAUAUAAUUUUUUAACCAACGAACAUCAUCACCAGCGUACAGAACGACCAGCUAUGGCAAGUGCCAGCAAGGUACACCAUGUCGUGCAAUAGUUGAUUUGAAGUGAUCUCCCUUCUCUUUGGUACCUGUUUGCGUAAAGUUAAUGUAGGCGUUGAAGUAAUACCAUGGAAAUGAGUGCAUAUCGUCAAUAAUGUUGUUAUCCUAUAAGUGCCAAAGUGCCGGUUAUCAGGACUUGUUGUUGUUGUUGUUUAUUUUACUUCGCAGAUUCUAACGUGCAAGUUUCCCAAUAUCAAGAAAGCGAAGACUUGCUUGCUACUUUGUUAAUCACCACUGUUACCGACUUGAAAAGUAAAAUAGUAAUGGUACGAAAGGCCUAGUCGAAACUAUAA